This is a messenger RNA of Coccomyxa subellipsoidea C-169, 1944 nucleotides long. RefSeq lists its product as hypothetical. The coding region runs from base 1 to 1944 and encodes 647 amino acids. Gene Ontology annotation, cellular component: nuclear pore central transport channel; nuclear pore. NCBI's taxonomy places the organism in Eukaryota, Viridiplantae, Chlorophyta, Trebouxiophyceae, Coccomyxaceae. Gene Ontology annotation, molecular function: phospholipid binding; structural constituent of nuclear pore. Gene Ontology annotation, biological process: protein import into nucleus; RNA export from nucleus. The transcript has 11 exons. The record is from RefSeq and is a predicted model, not a curated record.
AUGGCUUUUGGUGGAGGAGGAGGCUUCAAUUUUGGAGGCUCGUCAACUCCCGCAUUUGGCGCGUCUUCGACGCCUGCAUUUGGCAGCUCAGCAUCCACACCUGCUUUCGGCUCUGGAGGCUUUGGUGCAGCAGCAUCGACGCCAGCGUUUGGGGCAGCGGCAUCCACCCCAGCCUUUGGGACGUCCACUGGCUUCACAGGCUUUGGCGGCAGCGGCGGGGCCUUUGGGGCCUCUUCCGCUCCUGCCUUUGGAGCAUCUUCCGCCCCUUUUGGCGCAGCAUCAACCCCUGCCUUUGGUGCCCCCGCAUCGACCCCCGGCUUCGGCGCCGCAUCCGCGCCGGCUUUUGGCACCCCGUCAACGCCCGCCUUUGGCGCAUCAGCUCCAGGAUUUGGAGGCUUCGGAAGCGCGGCGUCUUCUGCGUCAGCAUUCGGGACGCCCACCUCCACGCCGGCGUUUGGGGGCGGCUUUGGGGCGUCCACCCCGGCCUUUGGGGCGCCCACCUCUAGCGCGGCGUCCGCGCCGUCGUUCGGCGGCUUCGGUGCGUCCACGGCCGCGUUCGGCGCAGGAUCCGCGCCAGCCUUUGGUGCGUCCCCGGCGACGCCAGGUUUCGGCGGUUUGUUUGCCAGCUCAGCCCCGUCAGGAGGCCUCUUUGGGACCACACAGACCUCCUUGGCCCCUGUCAACACAUCUUCAGCUCCCAGUUUUGAUGCACCAGCUUCCCAGCCGGCACUGGGCGGCUUGUCAUUUGGGUCAACCCCAGCGCCGGCGGCCUCGCCCGCACCGGCCCCCGCACCGGCGCCCCCUGCUUCCACGGGCGGCGGCUUUGGUGGGUUCUCCUUUGGGCCUUCGAGCGCGGCUGCGUCGGCUGCCGCCAGCGCCCCGGCGCCCAGCUUUGGCGCGCCUGCUGCAAGCGCCCCCGCUGCGGCCACGCCCUCCUUCGGUGGGUUUGGAGGUACCAGUGGCGGCUUCUCUCUGAGCAACCCAGCACCGGCGAGCUCUGCUGCCGCGCCCAGCUUCGGCCUGGGCGGCACCUCACUGGGCGCGUCCUCCUCGCCCGCGCCAUUUUCUUUCACACUCGCCUCGGGCUCCGCUGCGACUCCUGCCUCCGGCGCUGCGCCCGCUGCUCCACCUGUGUCAGGUGCCCUGCCUGCGGCCAGCUCAGCCCCAGCAGUGGCAGCCAGCUCUACUCCGGCGCCGCUAUCCUUUGGGUUUGGCAGCGCUGCUGCUUCCGCUCCACCCUCCUCCCUCACAGUCGCCAUCCCUUCCAGCGCAGCACCCGCCGCAAGCGCCCCUCCGGCCGCUGCGCCGGCCUCUGCGCCCGCUGCCACCACGGCGCUGGUCCCACAGAUCCCCUCUGAGAUCAAGGGCAAGACGGUGGAGGACAUAAUAAGCCAGUGGGACAUGGAGCUGGAGAAGCGGUCGCGCGCUUUCAUGGGCCACGCCAUCGCGCUGGCCGACUGGGACCGCGCCAUCCUCGCCAACCGCCACUCCCUGCUCACCGUCGAGGAGCAGCUGCGCAAGGCGGCUGCUGGGCAGGAGGCGCUGGAGAAGAAGGUGGGCAUGCUGGAGACGCACCAGAAGGAGAUCCACGACGCGCUGCUGUCCAUGGAGAACGAGGCCGCCCGCCUCUACCAGGAGGAGAAGGGCAUGGCGGACGAUGAGGCGAGGCAGCGCGACGCCCUGUACGAGCGCGCAGAACGCCUUGCCUCCACUCUGGCCGCCAUCGGCGACUCCCUGCGCGAUGCGGUCGCCGAUGUCAACGCAGGCAAGUGUUGUCGAUAUACAGGAGCUGCUGCGUCCAUGGGCGACACAUCGACGCCGCUCGGAAAAGCUGUGCGCAUCCUGAACAAUCAGCUGCAGGCGCUGACGGCCAUCGAUGAGCGCACUGAUGCCCUCGAGACCCGCCUGGAUAAGCUCUCUGCUCCUGCCAAUGGCAUGGCUUGA